This is a messenger RNA of Dipodomys spectabilis (banner-tailed kangaroo rat), 2563 nucleotides long. RefSeq names its product zinc finger protein 639 (gene Znf639). Gene Ontology annotation, cellular component: nucleus. The transcript is spliced from 8 exons. Gene Ontology annotation, molecular function: RNA polymerase II transcription regulatory region sequence-specific DNA binding; DNA-binding transcription factor activity, RNA polymerase II-specific. NCBI's taxonomy places the organism in Eukaryota, Metazoa, Chordata, Mammalia, Rodentia, Heteromyidae. Gene Ontology annotation, biological process: regulation of transcription by RNA polymerase II. The record is from RefSeq and is a predicted model, not a curated record. Bases 671 to 2143 code for a protein of 490 amino acids.
AUUAGAGCGGCAGCGAGGCUAGCGCAGCCUCCUCAGCCUCCGCAGCCUGUGCCUGCAGUUCCGCAGGGCUGGUGUGGGGAGCACGGAAGGCCGAGGCGCCGGCCCGGUAGCGGCCCAAGAAAGCGGGAGGGCAGGAGCUGCGUCGCCCGCCUCUGUGUGGCCCGUAGGCCUGUGUGCUUCAGCUCCGGAAGCCACCGCUAUCACCUGGGAUCUGCGCUUGGGCGGACGGAGCCCGUGGUGCGGAGGAGGCAGCCUUGGACGCGGACAUGAGGAAGUCGCAGCAGUUCAUUUCAGAGUCCUGCCCGGCCGCGCAGAUGGCUAUUCUAAUUCUUACUGGUCAUGUGCUUUCGUGAAGACUCACUCUAAGGCCGACGUGUGCUGAGCUCUAGUUCAUUCUUGACUAAAACAUUGUCUUCUUUCAAAAUACGGGAAGAUAAUGUUUAUUGUGAAAAGGAAAAAGAGAGCUCUUUUUUUUAAACUCACUAAACAGCCAGCAUAUUAUUGUAUAGAGACAUCUUACACCAAUUAAAAAGGAAGACUACUUUUACAUCGUAUGAAAGGCCUUUAAGAAUAAGGUCUUUUAUUACCAUCUGUGGAACUUCCUUAUAAUUCAUUCUUCCUCACUGGAAUAUUAAGAAUUAUACCAGGAAUCGAACCCAGGGCCUCCUGCAUGCAAGGUGGAAAAGAUAUGAAUGAGUAUCCUAAAAAAAGAAAAAGGAAGACUUUACACCCUUCUCGUUAUUCAGAUUCCUCUGGAGUAAGCAGAAUUGCAGAUGGAUUCAAUGGAAUUUUUUCUGAUCAUUGUUACAGUGUCUGCUCUAUAAGACAGCCAGACUUAAAAUAUUUUGACAACAAAGAUGAUGAUUCUGAUACCGAAACAUCAAAUGACUUGCCAAAAUUUGCAGAUGGAAUCAAGGCCAGAAACAGAAAUCAGAACUACUUGGUUCCUGGUCCUAUACUUAGAAUUCUAGACCACGCUGCCUUUCCUACAGAAAAAUCUGACAUUGAAAUUUGUGAUGAAGAAUGUGAUUCACCUGAAUCAUUAUACCAGCAAACUCAAGAUGAGAGUCCUGUAGAAGUUCACACCGCAGAAGAAGUUCCUGUUGCUAUAGAAGUGCAUGCUAUAUCUGAGGAUUAUGACAUAGAGACAGAAAACAAUUCCUCUGAAAGCCUCCCAGACCAAACUGAUGAAGAACCACCAGCAAAAUUCUGUAAAAUUAUUGACAAAAGCCAGGCUUUGAAUGUGACUGCCCAGCAGAAAUGGCCUUUACUGAGAGCUAAUAGCAGUGGUCUCUAUAAAUGUGAACUUUGUGAAUUCAACAGUAAAUAUUUUUCUGAUUUAAAGCAGCAUAUGAUCCUGAAGCAUAAACGUACUGAUUCAAAUGUAUGUCGAAUAUGCAAGGAAAGUUUCUCUACAAACAUGCUUCUGAUUGAACAUGCCAAAUUACAUGAAGAAGAUCCCUACAUUUGUAAAUACUGUGACUAUAAGACCGUGAUUUUUGAGAACCUCAGCCAGCACAUUGCAGACAUCCAUUUUAGUGAUCACUUGUACUGGUGUGAGCAGUGUGAUGUACAGUUCUCCUCAAGCAGUGAACUCUACCUACACUUCCAGGAACACAGCUGUGAUGAGCAGUAUUUGUGUCAGUUUUGUGAACAUGAAACUAAUGAUCCAGAAGACUUGCAUAGCCAUGUAGUAAAUGAGCAUGCAUGUAAAUUAAUAGAAUUAAGUGAUAAAUGUAACAGUGGAGAACAUGGACAGUACAGCCUGUUAAGCAAAAUUACCUUUGACAAAUGUAAAAAUUUCUUUGUAUGUCAAGUGUGUGGUUUUCGGAGUAGACUUCAUACAAACGUUAAUAGGCAUGUUGCUAUUGAACAUACUAAAAUAUAUCCUCAUGUUUGUGAUGACUGUGGCAAAGGAUUUUCAAGUAUGCUAGAAUACUGCAAACAUUUAAAUUCACAUUUAUCUGAAAGGAUUUAUUUAUGUCAAUAUUGUGAAUACUCUACAGGACAAAUUGAAGAUCUUAAAAUUCAUCUAGAUUUCAAGCAUUCAGCUGAGUUACCUCAUAAAUGUAGUGACUGCUUGAUGAGGUUUGGAAAUGAAAGGGAAUUAAUCAGUCACCUUCCAGUCCAUGAGUCAACUUAACUGUUCACUUUACAUAAUGUUUAAAAAAUAAAUUCAAGGGUUUUUUUUUAUGUUAAGAUGGAUGGCUUUAAGCACAAUGUAAGAGAUUUACCUUCAAGUCAGUUUUUUAAUUUUUUCUUGGCAUUGCUAAAUUUUCAGUAUAUAAUGAUACCUUAAUUGUGAUGUUUUCAGUUACACAGUAAUUCAUAGUUGUAUUUCCUUUUGGUGACUUACCCAGUUUCUUUGCAUGUGCUCAUAUUUCAUGAAUUGAAGAGUAACAAAUGUACUGAAGAAAUGACUGCCUUCCUUACCAUAGAAGGUAUUACAUUUUCCUUUUUUUUUUAAACUCAAGCUUAGCUUUUUGUGUAUGAAGUCAUUAAAUUAUUGCACUACCAAAACUAAAAUGAAAAAUAGAGACUUAAUUUCUCUUUCCAAUCUGAA